Nezara viridula (southern green stink bug) is the source of this 937-nucleotide messenger RNA. The record is from the annotation of a GenBank genome assembly. Lineage: Eukaryota; Metazoa; Arthropoda; Insecta; Hemiptera; Pentatomidae.
AUCAGAUAAGAAGAAUUCAAAGUUUAAUGUUAAGAUUGACUUUUUAAUAUAGUUUGUAUAUUUAUAAUUUUAAAACAUUUUUUAAGCAAGCAUGGGCUUAAAACUUUAUUAUAAUACAUUUUCUCAACCUUCUCGUGCUGUUUACUUGUUUUUAAAGCUGAAUAAUAUUCCUUUUGAAAAAAAAAUUGUUAAUUUAAUGGCUGGGGAACACAAGAAGGAUGAAUAUAAAAAGAUCAAUCCCCUGUCAUUGGUACCAGUCAUUGAUGAUAAUGGAUUCAUUGUGAGAGAAAGUGUUGGUAUUCUCCGUUAUUUGGUUCGUGAAAAGAAUCUCCCCGAUCAUUGGUACCCAAAAGAUAGCUUAGCACAAGCAAGAGUUGAUGAAUAUCUUGAAUGGCAACAUGUUGGGUUACGUAUACAUCUAGCAAUGUUUGUCCGUGUUAAAAAACUAUUCCCCAUGAUGACAGGAAAACCUCCAGCCAGUAAUUUAUUAGAAAGGAGCCUAAAAGAAACAGUGAACAGUUGCAAUACAUUCGAAAAAAUUUAUCUCUCUAGUGACAAGAAAUUUCUAUUUGGAAAUGAAUUAUCAAUAGCAGAUCUUAUGGCUGCUAUGGAACUGGAGCAACCUCAAAUGGCCGGUUAUGACCCAAGAGAAGGAAGACCAAAACUUGCUUCAUAUCUGGAGAAUGUAAGAGCUGCAACGAAUCCCCAUUACGAUGAAGUUUGUGAAGUGAUAUAUUCCUUUUUAGAAAGUAAAUCGUAGUAUUUUUUUUUUGGAUUGUACUAGUUUAUUUCAUGAUAUUUAAAGCUAUAUAAAUGAAGUUUUGAUUGUAUAUUUUUAUAUUUUAUAAAUAAACUUACUUAAAAUAGUAAUUUCACUCAUUUUUACUUUCAUUUACCUACAUAUGUAAUACAUAAAAUCUACUUAUUUAACCACCUU